ACUUCGUCAGCUGAUCUGACUUUUGGGACUAUUGUUUUUGCUUUUUGUACCCGACGAAAAUAGUUUUUUAAUCGUUUUAAAAUGGAUAAAUUGAACUCUUGCCGAGACAAUUUAACUUAAGUUUGAAAACGAGGAACGUCUCUAAUCACGAAUCACGGGUAUAUUUUGGCAGACAUCAAUUGAAACAAUUGUACGCAAUUUACGACUCAAGGAACAAGCAUGGAUCAGUCGAAACAAAUCAAAAAUAGUUCGACAAUAUUUAUUAAUCCCAAAUUUAAAGCGCACAUAAAUCCGAAUUUCUUAAACAGUUUAAAACCAACGACGACAUCCAACAACAUAUUCAUCAAUCCAAAAUUUAUAAGUAAUUUAAGCAGCAACAACAAUCCGAUUGAACAGCCAUCGGACAAGGUUGCAUCACCCCAAGCAAAGAUCAUCAGGCAGACAAGUCGAAAUUUGGUGCGUCAGCCGAUAUUGCCUGCAACAAAUGUAUCCACCAGUGUUGGGCCAACGAAUCUGAUUAAAAUCGGUAAACGGAAACUGGUCCGACCGAACCAAGGAUCGAGCAUACAAUCAAAUCAGGAUGUUCGAGUACACGAUAGUAGUGCUGGCGACGCGGCCAACAUACGAACGAAAUACAAAAUUAUCAACAAAUCCUUGAACAUUUACAAAAUUGACCGAACGCGCACGAGACCAGCCAAGGAGCGAACGGCGAAAAGGAUUAAAUAUUUCAAUGAAUGUAUUACACCUACCAAAGUCAUCGUCACCGAUUAUAAGCUGUGUCGUAUUGGAAAUCCUGCUGUAUCUUCGAAACCAGGCGAAUACAAUCUGCUGAACAUCAACGGUGUUUUGUACAAAUCAUCGAGCACAAAAUUACGAAAGCAGCCGUCCACAUCCAUGGACAAUAAAUCACGACAACUGACUCGCCAAUCUAGCAGCACCAAUUCCUGUUCGCUGUAUGUGCGUGGCGAAAAGUUUCUAUUGGAUCCCAGUGGCAAGAAACUUGUACGAGUUUCGACCAAUCAAAAUGCCAUCACCAAAAAACGAAUUUACCUCGGUGGACUGACAUACAUUGCCAAAGCGAAUAACACGUACGAACCGACAAACUCACACAAUACAAGACUCCAUCUAAAUGUUGCCAAGCAGAAAAGUAUCAAUUUGUUGUCCAAGAAUUUGGUCAAAAGUAAUGUCACCUGCCAAAUCUAUCGAAAGUUGGGAAAAUGUUUGGCAUUGCAGAGGGGUCGCUGUUCGAAAGUGCAUGAUCGUAAUCAAGUGGCUAUUUGUCAAAAGUUCCUGAAAGGUGCAUGUACGAAUGAAAAUUGCCUUCUUUCACACGAUACGUCGUUGUCAAAGAUGCCGACCUGCAAAUUCUUUUUAUUGGGAGAAUGUGCUAAGAGUGACUGUCCGUAUUUACACAAGAAAGUGAACGACAAAACUGCCAUCUGCCAUGACUUCCUCAGAGGGUACUGCCCGAAAGCUGACAAGUGCAAUCUUCGGCAUGAAUUUCUGUGUCCAAACUUCGAAAGCAAAAAUGGCUGUACAGUUGCACGAUGUCCGUAUGUGCAUAGAAAUAAAAUAAGCAAACCGGUUGCAGUCCGGCAACGAACCGCUCCUACUUCAUAUGUGACAGAGCCAAGCAGAUCAGUAGCCUCUUCUUCUUCAUCAUCAUCAUCAUCCGCUUCGACUUCGACCAGUGCAGAGAGUAAUAUUCGAUAUUUCAUUAACAAAAAUCGCAGGCCAAAUGACAAUCCGAAAUCUAAAAAUGGCACGACUACCCCGGGCUCAACUGAUUCGAUCGAAAAAAGCCAAGAAAUGGACAGCGUGGACGACUGCCUAACAAACGAUGAUUCGAAAUCGUUCGCUAAACGGAAAAAAUUAGGAACACUUCCAUCGUUCAUUCCAAUCAACUGACUCUCGUUUUUCGUUCGUUUCGUGUAGCGUAAUAAAUCAAAAAAAUCGAAGAAA
This is a messenger RNA of Bradysia coprophila, 1962 nucleotides long. It is a transcript of the gene ZC3H3, whose product is annotated as Zinc finger CCCH domain-containing protein 3. Lineage: Eukaryota; Metazoa; Arthropoda; Insecta; Diptera; Sciaridae. Gene Ontology annotation, molecular function: metal ion binding. The record is from RefSeq and is a predicted model, not a curated record. Gene Ontology annotation, cellular component: nucleus.